Molecule: messenger RNA, 2038 nt
Organism: Orussus abietinus
Lineage: Eukaryota; Metazoa; Arthropoda; Insecta; Hymenoptera; Orussidae
Gene: Cth
Product: cystathionine gamma-lyase
Exons: 8
Coding region: 221-1384 (387 amino acids)
Biological process (GO): transsulfuration
Cellular component (GO): cytoplasm
Molecular function (GO): cystathionine gamma-lyase activity; pyridoxal phosphate binding
Source: RefSeq, a predicted model, not a curated record
UAAUUACCCGCGAGCGGCUGGCCUGACGAAGUCGUCGACGGAUCUCGGUGGUCCAGGCGUGACCGGGAGAAAUAGGAAAUUUUGCCAGCUCGCCGCCCGCGAGCCCCGAACGAGUCUCAACCUGCUCAGUCUGCCGUCGGCUGUCGAGGAGGUGGUGUGUCGCGUCAUCAGCUCCCGGCUUCCAUCGUUUUCAACCUUCCUUUCAAACGUAAACUUAAACAUGCCUACAAAUACUCAGGAAGGAUUUGCAACAAAAGCCAUUCAUUCGGGACAGGACCCUUUGCAAUGGAGUCAUUGUUCGGUCGUACCACCCCUAGUUAUGUCAACCACUUUCCGUCAGGAUGCUCCUGCCCAACAUAGAGGCUUCGAGUAUGGCAGAAGUGGGAAUCCAACACGCAAUGUUCUUGAAACUUGCCUAGCAGCUUUAGAAAAUGGCAAACACGGACUUGUCUUUUCAUCAGGACUCGGAGCAACGACAGCUUUAUGUGCUUUGUUGGAGACGGGAAAUCACAUAGUCUGUGGGGAUGACGUUUACGGUGGAACCAACCGAUUGUUUCAAAAAUGUGUUAGUAAGCAGGGAAUUACAGUUUCCUUUGUUGAUGCUUCAAAUACCAAAAAUGUAAUGGAUGCUAUACAACCCAACACAAAGAUGGUAUGGCUGGAGUCACCAACGAAUCCAUUAUUGAAACUAGCUGAUAUUAAAGCUAUUACGGAAGCCGUAAAAGCAGUUCGUUCGGACAUUCUCGUGGUAAUGGAUAACACAUUCCUUACCUGCUAUUUUCAACGACCUUUGGAAUACGGAGUGGACAUUGUCGUGUACUCCUUAACGAAGUACAUGAACGGACAUUCCGACAUAAUAAUGGGUGCGGCGAUUACGAGAAGGGACGAUCUUGAGAGUCAGCUGCGCUUUAUUCAGAACGCAAUGGGAAUCGUGCCGUCCCCGUACGACUGUGCGCUGGUUAAUCGUAGUUUGAAGACUUUGGAAGUUCGGAUGCAACAGCACAUGAAGAAUGGCCUCGCCGUGGCGAAGUUUCUGGACGGUCACCCGCUCGUCGAGAGAGUCAUUCAUCCUCUCCUGCCCUCCCAUCCGCAACACGAAUUGGCACUCAAGCAAACAACUGGCCACAGUGGAAUGGUGACUUUUUAUCUGAAGGGUGACGCGUUUAAAUUUCUUAAAGCGCUGAAGAUAUUCACCCUCGCAGAAUCCCUGGGCGGAUACGAGUCUCUGGCGGAGCUUCCAUCCGUAAUGACGCACGCAUCCGUACCGGAAGCAACGCGGGCAUUGCUGGGCAUUAACGACCAACUAAUCCGCCUGUCCGCUGGUCUUGAGACCGAAAAGGACAUUUUAGCUGACCUCGAUCAAGCUCUGAAGGCUUGCCAAUGAAGACGCGACCCAACGCCGAUAAUGUGAAUUAUAGAAGACAAAUAUUUUAUGAAAAAUCAUUGCACUCGAGACAAAAAUUUUAUACAAUCGUUGUGGGAGUGACCUGGAAUUUUCAAAUCUCUGGCGUCUUACUCCCUGCGUAAAAUAUUUUAACGAAACACCAUCGCAGCCUUCGUGGGCAUUCACUCUUCGAGCUACGUUUCGAGUAUGAUACAAUUUAGAAUGCCUUGAACAAUUUAAUUUAUGUAAUUUAUAUCUAGGAACUAAGAUUUUAACGGCGGAUCCCUUAAUCAGGAAUACGAUGAUCUCGUUGGAGUUUAUUUUUUCCCCUUUUAGCUUACACAGUUGAGUCUUUGAAUGCCCUCCAUAACGUGUACCUUAUUUAUCCGAGUCUACGCGAACCAAGUAGGCGUAUACGAAUUGCUUUACAUUGACGCGUUUCAAGACUGGAAAUCACGGAUAGCCGGAAACCACAUUUACCGCAGCUUUCUUGGCAGUUGUUUUGACAGCGAAUGCGUUAACUUGCUGGCGAAGGGGAAUAAAACGGAAUCCACAACUGGGAAACGGAGUAUAGAUCGGCUGAAGUAGUGAUACCUAUGUAAAUUAAAACCAUUCCAUAGUAGGUUUCAUAAUAAAGAGUGUAAUAGCAAAUGA